Messenger RNA from Vigna radiata var. radiata (mung bean), 1507 nucleotides. RefSeq names its product mediator of RNA polymerase II transcription subunit 15a. Gene Ontology annotation, molecular function: chromatin DNA binding; transcription coactivator activity. Bases 421 to 1347 code for a protein of 308 amino acids. The record is from RefSeq and is a predicted model, not a curated record. Lineage: Eukaryota; Viridiplantae; Streptophyta; Magnoliopsida; Fabales; Fabaceae. The transcript has 6 exons.
CUGCAAGCGAAACCAUCAACUCAAGCAUUGGGAACACAGAAUUUUUAUAUAUGGAAGGAUGUUUCUCAGCAAUGCAAGCCGCUGCAAGCAAAACCAUCAACUCAAGUAUUGGGAGCACAGAACUCUCAUAUAUGGAAGGAUGUUUCUCAGCAAAUCAAGCCGCAGCAAGCGAAAAUAAUACCCCAAUCACUGGAAACACAGAACUCUUGUUUAUGGAAGGAUGUCUCUCAUCAAAACAAGCCAUGCUUAAAGGAGCAGCAACUAAAAAUAGUAGAAGCGGAACCAUCUACACAACAAUUGGGACCACAGAACUCUAGUAUAUUGAACCUUGUUUCUCAGCCAAACAAGCCAUGCUUAAAAGAGCAGCAAGUGGAAAAACAAUAUAGCAAUUCCCCACAGCAUGUAGAUCAAGUGUCUAUCAUGAAAGGUCCUGACAAUGCCGUACAGAAUCAAGCCCAAGGUUCAGAGAAAGAAAGUGAAGCAUUGAGGGUGAGUGUAAACAGUCUGGAGAUUUCAGCUUCACCCUUGACCGAAAACUGCAAUAAGCUUAAAGAAAUUUCUCAUAAAUCUACUCUGAAUUUUGAUGAGCCAAGUGCUGAAGUGAAGCGCAUUCUUAAAGUGAUAGCCGAAAUAUCACCUGAAGCAUUGAGCGCAUCAGUUAAUGAAAUGAGAGAGGCAGUCUAUUUGAAUGAUGUGAUGGAAACUUCAGAGUUCUUAGAUGAACCACGAGAGAUGGUUCAACAACAAAACCAACCGGACCUCAUUNCACAAACUGGUAGGAAAAGGUCUCGAAGCCACAGUUUCAACCAGUUCUCUGAUGCUGAGGAACCUGACUAUAGAAAAAAGAAGCCAAGAAUUUUGGAAAAUUCUUCUCUUUUAGUUGAAUUAAAGGAGAUCAACCAUCGAUUGGUAGACAGUGUGAUUGUUGUUGGAGAAAAUGUUAAAGCGCCGGGAGUAGCGGCUGAUGAUAGUGAAGGGUUGGUUAUCGAACUCCUUUUCAAUGCAGUAUCGUUCAAUAUGAACAUAGAAUCUCAUACUUUUGCAGAUAAAAAGUCAAUAAUCAAACCAUUAAGGUUGUUCGUUCCUACAAAUUAUCCAACUUCUUUGCCUGUUAUUGUAGACAAAGAGCUGUCAGAAGUCAGUACUGAAUGCCAGAAAGACCUAUCAACAAUAGCAAAAUCAAAGCUGAUUCAUUUUCUGAGAUGCUUGGAUCGGACAUGGUCACUUGAGGAUAUAGCANUGUCAUGGGAACGUUGUGCCAGAGAAACAGUUCUUGAGUGUGCAAAAACCUUUGGAGGAGAAACUUUUAGCUCAAUAUAUGGAGAGUGGGAAAAAUUAUCAAACUGAAGUCUAAAGUAGGUUGCUUAUAGUAUAGUAAAUCAAUCAUAUACAUUUUUCUUUUGCAAGCCAUGUCUUCAAUACAUCAUCUGUACAGUAUAUAAUACUACAGCUCUACACUACAAGUCAAGUUCAUAUAUACAAAACAAUCACUUUUCUCCGAAUUUCA